This is a messenger RNA of Chinchilla lanigera (long-tailed chinchilla), 2596 nucleotides long. RefSeq names its product K(lysine) acetyltransferase 5 (gene Kat5). The record is from RefSeq and is a predicted model, not a curated record. Lineage: Eukaryota; Metazoa; Chordata; Mammalia; Rodentia; Chinchillidae. Gene Ontology annotation, molecular function: histone acetyltransferase activity. The transcript is spliced from 13 exons. Gene Ontology annotation, biological process: regulation of DNA-templated transcription. Bases 432 to 2072 code for a protein of 546 amino acids.
GGUCCCUUUAGCCCCACCCACUUUCCCAGCUUCCAAACCAGGUACUUCCGGCUUUCCAGGCCCAUCCCCAGCUGAGCUCACGCAGCUCACUCCCGGCCUCGCCUCUCACUGCCCGAAUGCUGCCGCCUGUCAAAGCCCAAACACUAGAUCCACGUGACCCACGUCGCACCCGGUGGGCGUCACGUGACAGGUUCAGUUUUCCUCCAAUGGCUGUGCACGUUGGGGGGCAUUCCAUCCAGAACCUGGCCUGAGGCUUCGAACAGCCUAUUUUUCGGUCACCCAAACAGGCCGCCUCUCCUACUCCAGUUCGGUGGCGGUAUCUCUCAAGGGUCCUCUUUAAGGUGACUUCGGGAGGCCUAGGCCUGCAGCGCUCUCAGUCCCGGAAGUGACAUCUGCCAGAGGGGCCGGAAGUGGCAGUGGAGGGAGGGAAGAUGGCGGAGGUGGUGAGUCCGGUGCCCGGGGCGGGGCGGAGGGAGCCAGGGGAGGUGGGUAGAGCCCGAGGCCCCCCAGUAGCCGACCCUGGCGCCGCGCUGUCUCCCCAGGGGGAGAUAAUCGAGGGCUGCCGCCUACCCGUACUGCGGCGGAACCAGGACAACGAAGAUGAGUGGCCCCUGGCCGAGAUCCUAAGUGUGAAGGACAUCAGUGGCCGGAAGCUUUUCUACGUCCAUUACAUUGACUUCAAUAAACGUCUGGAUGAGUGGGUGACCCAUGAGCGGCUGGACCUAAAGAAGAUCCAGUUCCCCAAGAAAGAGGCCAAGACCCCCACCAAGAACGGACUUCCUGGUUCCCGGCCUGGCUCUCCAGAGAGAGAGGUGCCGGCCUCCGCCCAGGCCAGCGGGAAGACCUUGCCAAUCCCGGUCCAGAUCACACUCCGCUUCAACCUGCCCAAGGAGCGGGAGGCCAUUCCCGGUGGCGAGCCCGACCAGCCGCUCUCCUCCAGCUCCUGCCUGCAACCCAACCACCGCUCAACGAAACGGAAGGUGGAGGUGGUUUCACCAGCAACUCCAGUGCCCAGUGAGACAGCCCCAGCUUCCGUUUUCCCCCAGAAUGGAUCAGCCCGUAGGGCUGUGGCAGCUCAGCCAGGACGGAAGCGAAAAUCAAAUUGCCUGGGCACGGAUGAGGAUUCCCAGGACAGCUCAGAUGGAAUACCUUCAGCGCCUCGCAUGACUGGCAGCUUGGUGUCUGACAGGAGUCACGACGACAUUGUUACCCGGAUGAAGAACAUUGAGUGCAUCGAGCUGGGCAGGCACCGCCUCAAGCCGUGGUACUUCUCCCCGUACCCACAGGAGCUCACCACGUUGCCCGUCCUCUACCUGUGCGAGUUCUGCCUCAAGUACGGCCGUAGCCUCAAGUGUCUGCAGCGUCACUUGACCAAGUGUGACCUGCGGCACCCACCGGGCAAUGAGAUUUACCGCAAGGGCACCAUCUCAUUCUUUGAGAUCGACGGGCGGAAGAACAAGAGUUACUCCCAGAAUCUGUGUCUUCUGGCCAAGUGUUUCCUCGACCACAAGACCUUGUACUACGACACAGACCCCUUCCUCUUCUACGUCAUGACAGAGUAUGACUGCAAGGGCUUCCACAUUGUGGGCUACUUCUCCAAGGAAAAGGAGUCCACGGAAGACUACAACGUGGCCUGCAUCCUGACGCUGCCUCCCUACCAGCGCCGGGGCUAUGGCAAGCUGCUCAUUGAGUUCAGCUAUGAACUCUCCAAGGUGGAGGGGAAGACAGGCACCCCUGAGAAGCCCCUCUCCGAUCUUGGCCUCCUAUCCUAUAGAAGUUAUUGGUCCCAGACCAUCCUGGAGAUCCUGAUGGGGCUGAAGUCAGAGAGCGGAGAGAGGCCGCAGAUCACCAUCAACGAGAUCAGUGAAAUUACCAGCAUCAAGAAAGAGGAUGUCAUCUCCACCCUGCAGUACCUCAACCUCAUCAACUACUACAAGGGCCAGUACAUCCUCACCCUAUCAGAGGACAUCGUGGAUGGGCAUGAGCGGGCUAUGCUCAAGCGACUCCUUCGAAUUGACUCCAAGUGUCUACACUUCACUCCCAAGGACUGGAGCAAGAGAGGAAAGUGGUGACCAGGCAUUGCCCACUGCAGCAGCAUGAGCCAGCAGAACUGGGGCCAUCAGCCUGCUCUGCACCACCCCCUUGGGCUCCCAGGAGAUAUGCCAAGGGAGACAGGGCUGAGGACAGCUCCCAGAGGAGGGGAGGGGCCAGCACCAAGGCACGCUCAGGGCUCAGGCCAGCUCCAUGGUCAGCUGCCUACAAGCCCAGGCCCACAGUGAACCAGGGACCAGAGGGAGCCAGGCAGUUGUGUACAGUGAGAUGGGGGUGGGGCACUCUGUACAGAAGGCUGGUCACUGUAAAAGUUUCUUUUAUAAAGUAAAUGCUGGGGGUGGGGUAGGUACUGGUUGCAAACAUUUUUUUUCCCUUUGCUUGUUUUUGAGAUAAGAUCUCACUUACGUACUCUAGGCUAGCCUCAAACUCCCCUUAUCCUCCUGCCUCAGCCUCCUGAGUACUGGGAUUACAGGCGUGGGCCACUAACCCCAUCAUGGCUGCAAAAUUCUGACCUAUUGCCCCCAGCAAUAAACUGUUUCUAUAA